AUGGACGCCCUGCCUCUGCUCCUCUACCUGUGCGCAGUGCUGGCACCGAGCCAUGGAUUCAACGUGGACGUGGAGGGACCCAUCACCUUCCAGGCGGCAGCAGAGGGGUUUGGGCAGAGCAUGUUGCAGUUCAGGAGUGCCAGCGCCGGGGGGCUGAUCAUCGGGGCCCCGCUGCAGACAGGAAACGUGAAUGAAACAGGCAAAGUCUACAAGUGCGACCCGGGCUCCAGACGCUGCCAGGAGAUCCCCAUCCAGAGGUCCCCGGAUGCCAUGGACAUGUCCCUCAGUUUGUCUCUGGCUGCCCAAGGCUCCCAGUUCCAGGUGUGCGGCCCCAUGGUGCAUCAGGCCUGUGGGGAGCACAAGUACGUCAGUCACUACUGCUUCCCUCUGCAGCAGAGCUUCUCGCAACUCCAGCGCAUCCCGGACACCCAGCCAGAGUGCCCCAAACAUGUCACAGACAUAGUGCUCCUCCUCGACGGCUCGGGCAGCAUCGCACCUGUGGACUUUGGAAAGAUGAAGAUGUUUGUCUCUGAGAUCAUGAAGCGUUUCCGCAGCAUCGACAUGCAGUUCGCCCUCAUGCAGUACUCCAAUAACUUUAAAUUGCACUUCGACUUCAUGGAGUACAGGGGGAGUCGUGACCCUGAUCACCUUCUCCAGGGGGUUGAGCAGCUUUAUGGAAUGACGUACACGGCCACAGCUAUCCGGAAAGUGGUGCGGGAGUUGUUCACCUCUGGGAGAGGCGCUCGGGGUGAAGCCACCAAGAUUCUUAUGGUGAUCACAGAUGGGAAAAAAACUGGAGACAUCCUUUCUUAUUCAGACGUCAUACCUGAGGCUGAGAGAGCUGGAAUCAUCCGCUACGCCAUCGGGGUCGGCAGUGCAGGCCAACGGGAGUUCCAGGAGAUCGCCUCUGAGCCCACCAGGAAGCAUAUCUUCGGGGUGGACAAUUUCGACACCCUUAAGUGCAUUGAGACCCAGCUGCAGGACAAGAUCAUCAUCUUAGAAGGUUAUUCAUCUCAGGUCAUCACAGCCAAUGGGCAGAGCAUCUACAUGGUCGGGGCCCCUCUAUGCCAAGGCACCGGCAAAGUCAUCCUGUUCAGCCGAGAUACCAAGGGUGGGGAAUGGACACCCGGAUCGGAGCUGUUGGGAGAGCAGGUAUGGGGAGCGUUACAGAUAAUGUGGAGUCUGGGUAUUGGCUCGUAUUUCGGGAGUAUACUGUGCACUGUGGACCUCGACAGAGAUGGGAACAUGGACCUGGUUCUAAUCGGAGCCCCUUUGUACCAUACACCUCUGAAUGGAGGACAGGUCUAUAUCUGCCCGAUUAACUUGCCGGGGACGAAGAUGAUCUGCACCAAGACACUACAUGGGCAGACGGGGGAAGUGUCUGGGCACUUCGGGGCCAGUAUGUCUGAAAUUGGGGACAUCAGCGGGGACGGACAGACGGACGUGGCCAUCGGGGCUCCCAUGGAGAAUGACAAUCAUGGGGCCUUGUACAUCUUCCAUGGGGAAAAGGGAGGCCUCAGUCCCCAGUACAGACAGCGCAUCAAGGGGUCACGGUUUCCCAGCAGGCUGCACUACUUUGGCCAGGUUGUCAGUGGCGGGACAGAUCUGACGGGGGACGGACUGCCGGACAUCGCGGUGGGGGCACAAGGGCAGGUCCUGCUGCUGAGGUCCCGGCCGGUGCUCAGAGUCAGUGUCUCCAUCAGCUUCCAGCCUCCAACCAUUCCCACCUCGGCCUUCAACUGCCAGGAGCAGGAGCAGCUCAGCACAGAGGCCAGCAGUGCAAAUGUCUGCUUCACCGUCACUAAGAGCACCAUGGACAGCCUAGGUGACGGGAUCUUCAGCACCAUCCAGUACAGCCUGGCCCUGGACCCCGGGCGGACGAAGAUCCGAGUCGCCUUCAACUCCACCGGCCCUGUCCUGAGCAGGGAGCUGCGACUCAGCAUUGAGAAGAAAUGUGAGACGUACGGGAUAAUGUUACCUCUCUGUCCCGAAGACAUUCUGGCCCCCAUCACCCUACGCUUCAACUACACCCUGACGGGGGAGCCCAUCGCUGCCGCCGGUGGCCUCAGACCCAUCCUGAGCGAGGACUCCAUGCCAGUGUCUGCAGGCUCGCUCCCGUUUCAGAAGGACUGCAGCAUGGAUGGCCGCUGCGAUGACCAGUUAGCAGUCUCCUUCAAUUUCUCUGGCUUGAGCACCCUGGUGGUGGGGGUCACCCCUGAACUCAACAUCACCGUCUCCAUCCAGAAUCACGGGGAUAAUUCCUACAGCACCAGGGUGCAGUUCUUCUACCCGGCCGCGCUGUCCUACCGCCGGGUCCUGCUGCUCCAGUCUAACAGGAGGGCCAUGGCCAUUAAGUGCAGCUCAGCAGAGGGCUCAGAGGAACAAUCUCAAAGGAACAGCAUCUGCCACAUCAACCACCCCAUCUUCUGGAGCGGGGCCGAGGUCAUCUUUGUGGCCACUUUUGAUGUCUCCUCUGAGGCCGACCUGGGAGACAGGCUGCAGAUCACGGCAAACGCCAGCAGUGACAAUGGCGGCCUGAUCACCGAGAGCAUAAUUCAACAGGAGAAGCUGCUGGUCAAGUACGGCAUCCUGAUCAUCCUCACCAGCCUGAAGGAGUCGACCAAGUACGUCAGCUUCUCCGCCAAGGAGGCAGGGACAAGCGUGCCAGUGACACAUGCGUACAAGGUCAAGAACCUGCAGCACCGAAGCGUCCCCAUCUCGGUCACGUUCCAGUUCCCCGUGGAGCUGGGAGGGAUCCGGGUGUGGGACGCCUCUGAGGUCGUCCCCUCCAAGCCCGAGCUGGUUCAGUGCAACAGUGAGGUGGAAACACCCGGUUCAAAGGACUUUGUGAAGCAGAUGAGCGAUCGCCCCCUGCUGAACUGCUCCGUGGCCACCUGUAAGAAGAUCCGGUGCAGAAUCACCUCCCUGGAAAUGCAGCAACCACUGGAGUUUAUGAUCAAAGGGAACGUCAGCUUACAGUGGGUCUCCCAGACACAGCAGCAGAAAGUGAGUCUGGUGAGCGAGGCCCGGAUUGAAUACGAGGAGAAGAAAUACACCCAGAAGGAGGGAUUCGUCCAGCGCCAGGUGCAGACGGUGGUGGAGCUCUCCGAGGCCUAUAACUACCUGCCCAUCAUUGUGGGCAGCGGCGUGGGGGGCCUGGUCCUGCUGGCUCUCAUCACCGCAGCCCUCUACAAGCUCGGCUUCUUCAAGCCCCAGUACAAGCAGAUGAUGGAGGAUGCUGUGGAAGGCGAGGGGUCUCGCCUGACCCAGAGUGCAACCACUGGCAACCCCCCUGCUUCUGAUACCCCCAAACAAUAG
Molecule: messenger RNA, 3318 nt
Organism: Emys orbicularis (European pond turtle)
Lineage: Eukaryota; Metazoa; Chordata; Testudines; Emydidae
Product: integrin alpha-M-like
Exons: 28
Coding region: 1-3318 (1105 amino acids)
Biological process (GO): cell-cell adhesion; cell adhesion mediated by integrin; cell-matrix adhesion
Cellular component (GO): integrin complex; external side of plasma membrane
Molecular function (GO): integrin binding
Source: RefSeq, a predicted model, not a curated record